CUCGCCAAGACUAUUCUUUCCCCCAGGGUGUGACAAGGUGGUAUCAGAGCCCUGUCUUGGCACAAUGGCGGCGACUCGAGGAGAUUCGCGAUAUGCUUCACGGAAUUCUUCCUCUUGGGCCGGUGGAGGCAACUGUCGGCGCGGUUGCGCCGCUGGAGGAUCAGAUUGGCGCUGAGGGCAUUUUGCCUCUUCCACAGAAUCAUCGAGUCGCUGAGCGGGAGCCCUUUCAAGCUGCUCCAGCCCGAGGUAAUGCUCAUUUUCUUCCCCGAUUAGAAUUUCCCUCUUUCGAUGGUGAAUCUCCUCGAGAAUGGAUUAGCAAAUGCGACAAAUUGUUUGAGACCUAUGCAAUCCCUAAUGACCAGAAGGUAAAUUUGGCUGUGCUCGGUUUUGAGCAACGGGCUGUUGUCUGGUUUAAAGGUUGGAAUUAUGGCAAACGUGAAUUACUGUGGGAGGAUUUUGUGGUUGCUGUGUGUCAGAGAUUUGGUAAUCGUACUUAUGGGGGUGUGGUAGCUGCAUUCAAUAAACUUAGGCAGCGAGGCUCUUUGACUGAGUAUCAAGAGAAGUUUGAGGAGUUGAGGUCCCUCAUGUCGCAAUUCAACCCAGCCUUGGACGAGAUUUUUUUCAUUAGCAGCUUUAUCAAUGGAUUGGAGCAGGAGUUGCGGCUAGCCAUGUCCAUGAUGCAGCCCCAAACAUUAGCUGAAGCUUAUCAGCAAGCUCGGUUGGAGGAAGUUGCCAUCGAGACUUGCAAAAGGAAGAAGCAAUCUCAUCUUGGUGAUUACUUAGAAAUGGAUGGGGAUACAAGGGCUGUGACUGUUGAAUCCUUUCUUUCUCCUAACAGGGUUGAUGGGAAUGGUGGUUUACUUGCUGAAAAAGAAUAUAUUCCUAUUGUGACACCUGGCUCAACUGUAAAAGAACCUGGGCUGUUUUAUUCGGAGUUGCAAGGUGUUUCAAACAAGCAUAUGGAAGUGGCUGGAUAUGUAUAUGAGGAUGGCAGGUUGGAUGGCUGUUUUGUCUUGGUUCAGCCUCAAGGGAGAGGUACUGGCUUUGAUUUCAAAGAGCCAUUUAAGGAGCUGUGUUGGACUGUAAUUCCUUUCCUUGACAGGCUGACUCACAAAGGCAUGAAGCAUAGAGCAGAGUUCCUAUAUGGGCAACCACUUGAUCAAUCCAAUGUAAUGCUUUCAGGAAACGAUUGCAUUGUGAAAAUUCCUAUCUUGGGUUUGACUUGCACCAUGGUGGAGAAUACAGUCGUGAGUAAUGUUCCACUUAUGGUGGUGAAGAAUCGGGCAUUUUUUCAGCAACCACGAUUAGUUCAGGUUGAUGAUUAUAGUUUGGAGUCUGUUUCUUCCGGGUUUGGGAGUUCUAAUGGGGUGGAUAAGGUUGUUCUGACAAUGGAUGCUACUGACUUGAAUCAGCUUGGGUUUACUGCAGCAGCUAUUAUACCAAGGGAAUUGUGGCUGCUGCUGUACUAUUUCAGAACAAGCACGAUCACCUCACGCAAUUCACAGAUGUUGCUGGUUUGGACAUUGGAGAACGCAAUUAAGCCGGGUAAGUGGGGAAUCUGCAGUUUCCUGAAGGCUGCCAGUGUGGAGGCAUGCUUCUCAUAUAAGGGGUAUGAGCUUACAUCUGAAUCAGUGGGAUGCAAGGGAAAACCGAGGCAUGGCUAUUGGGGUUAUGGGUAUCGGGUUUUCCCUACUUACUAUGGAGUUUGUGUAUUUUCUCGCGGAAGGGGAAAGUGUCCUGACUUCAGGGAGCCCUAUAAAGAUCGAAACAUAAGUCAGGGCAGUGUUUGUGGUUGUCUGUAUUGCAGAUGGCAGGCCAUUGGAGCUGGUUGUUGUGGUAUUGUAGAUGGCUGGCAACUUAUUAGACACUCUCUGGGAUAAAUGGAGCAUGUUGGUUGGUUGAAGAGCAUUCCUAUAUGCCAAUCCAUUCUGCAUCUCAUUUCCUUUUGUUUAGUAUAAAUUUCUUUGCUAUAUCAUGUCUUGAGUUGGUUUUGAUUUUCAGAUGAUUCUCAGCCUUGAGGACAAGGCUGUUGUUAAGGAGUGGGGAUUGUAACGACAGGGGUUUAGUUGUAACAAGGGUUUAGUUGGUGGGUCUUUUUGUAAUUGUGCGACUCCUAUAAAAGGAAGUCUGUGUUGUAAUGGAAGAGAUAGGAAAUAACAGAAUCAUUUUACUACUCUUCUUCUCUGCUCUCUCUCGACCUAUUCUUCUUCUUCCCCAAGCUUCUGCAUCUGUUCUUCCUGUUCUGACUCCACUUUCUUCCCCUUCUUCUCUGUUCUUAUCCCUAUUUCCCAGCUCUUCUCUGUAAUCCGUCUUCUUUUCCAGGAAUUACACUCGCCAAGACUAUUCUUUCCCCCAUGGUGUGACAGACUGAGCCGGCGAUCUUUGUAGACUGUAGUUACCU
Molecule: messenger RNA, 2401 nt
Organism: Linum tenue
Lineage: Eukaryota; Viridiplantae; Streptophyta; Magnoliopsida; Malpighiales; Linaceae
Source: the annotation of a GenBank genome assembly